Anoplophora glabripennis (Asian longhorned beetle) is the source of this 434-nucleotide messenger RNA. RefSeq lists its product as uncharacterized. The record is from RefSeq and is a predicted model, not a curated record. The coding region runs from base 36 to 377 and encodes 113 amino acids. NCBI's taxonomy places the organism in Eukaryota, Metazoa, Arthropoda, Insecta, Coleoptera, Cerambycidae. The transcript has 4 exons.
ACCUGCAUGGAAAUAUAUGUAAAAUUGAGAGCGGCAUGGAAAGGCACGAAUACAAGAAGAUCAUUUUAACGUCCAAAAACAAAUCAGAGAACAACAGAGACGCGGAGAUCCGGCGGCUCGAUGCCACUAAAGACCACCCGCCGAUGUCUGAAGACGUCGAUUGCGCAGGCGCGUGCGCAGCUCUAGACGCCGCUACACCAGGUGCACAACUCUCUGAAGAGAUAGUUCCUGUCUGCAGCGAACAUGACCACUGUCCACAUCGUGGAAUGUGUCAGGUUCCUCCCGGACUACAUCUACCUACGGUAAGAAGAAGCGACCACGUGACAACACCUGGGUUUGUAAGAAGAAGCGACCACGUGACAACACCUGGGUUUUAAAAGAAGCGACCACGUGACAACGCCUGAGGGUUUAAAAGAAGCGACCACGUGACAACG